Macroventuria anomochaeta is the source of this 500-nucleotide messenger RNA. RefSeq lists its product as uncharacterized. The record is from RefSeq and is a predicted model, not a curated record. Lineage: Eukaryota; Fungi; Ascomycota; Dothideomycetes; Pleosporales; Didymellaceae. The coding region runs from base 148 to 489 and encodes 113 amino acids. The transcript is spliced from 2 exons.
CACUUCAUCACUGAGAUGGCUGGAAGUAUUGGAAAACUACCAGCCACCCCGCCAUUCCAAUUUAUCAUAUUAACGCGACUGCCGCACCACUAUGUCGACCUUCAUCAGCGACGCCCAGGCUAGUCAGUCACGUGCGAUUUCGCUGAGAUGGCCAGCCUACCCUGUCUUUUCUUCUUGCUCCUUUCGCUAUGUACUUUCACUUUCCAAGCCGUCAUACCAGCUUCUCCUCCGGACCAAGUUCGCGAUACGGGUCCCUCGGAUGGAUGGUCUAAGGAGGCAUUGAUUACCCUUGUCGGUGUUCCUGUGGCGGUAUUUGGGAUACUCAUUGCUCUUGCUUCGCCCCUUCUUCAUCAGUGUAUCCGUCGAAAGUUCAACUCCUGGCUUCCACGCACUCAGCACGCAUCACGACCGCAACUGCAAGAGGAGUAUAACGAGUGGUUGGAGUUCAAUCGAUGGCGUGACAUAAGGCAUGAAGCAACAGUGUCAUGACUCCAGACCAU